AUGAAGUCCUCGAACAACGACACGCGGCUGAUGGUCGUGAAGGAACUGAGGAGAGCGUGUAAAGACACGGAGACGUUGGAAUCUCCAGUGGUCAGCUUGGGUUUCUUCCCCUAUCUCUACUUCACGCUGACCGUCGUCACGACGAUCGACCGGGGGUUGACCGGGGGUCGACCGGGGGUUGCGAUAGGGUACGGGAACGUGAUUCCACGGUCGACGGGGGGCAGGCUGUUCUGCAUGGUCUACGCGCUGAUCGGGAUCCCGCUGACGGGGAUGCUGCUGGCGGCGCUCGGGGAUGCGUUCUCCGGGUUCAUGCUCAGGCACUUCGAGAGCAAGAUCAUCAGUCGGUUCGGGAGGCACAAGAGGUACGGGGUGGCGGUGGCGACGGUGGCGUACCUGAUGAUCGGGUUCGUGCUGUUUCUGUUCGUGCCGGCGGGGAUCUUCACGGUGAUCGAGGGGUGGACGUAUCUGGAGGCGCUGUACUAUGCGGUCGUCACGCUGACCACGAUCGGGUUCGGGGACUUUGUGACAGCUCAGGAAGGCGACGCGUCGUGGUUGUGGUUCUACCAGGUGGCCGUGAUCGUCUGGAUCGUGAUGGGCCUCGGGUACUGGGUGACGGUCGUGACCUUCACGACCAAGGCCCUCCGGAAGCUUCACCUCCCGGACGUGAACGCGCAGGCGAGAAUGGCCCUCCAGCAGUUGGGGAUCCUGAGCCGGGACCCCGAGUUCCUCCGGAAGCAUUCCAUCGUGACCAUGGAGAUGAUGGCGCAGCUGGCGUCGGCGGUGACGGGGGAGCGCGUGGCGGGUCCGAGCGAGAACACGGUCGCGAGUGCGGGGGUGGCGGGUGCUUUCGCGAGGGGGCAGGGGGCGGGGCUGCCCUCGCUGUUCCGGCUUCCCAUCGGUGGGUCGUCCCCGGUGGGCGGGGCCUACCAGCCGGCGCCCCGGGAGGACGACGAGGAGGGCAACCGAGGGGAAUCGGAGCGGGAACCCCUCUGA
This is a messenger RNA of Darwinula stevensoni, 993 nucleotides long. The record is from the annotation of a GenBank genome assembly. Lineage: Eukaryota; Metazoa; Arthropoda; Ostracoda; Podocopida; Darwinulidae.